UCUUUCGACUUCGGCUAACCAAUCAAAUUCAUAGGUUUAUGGUAGUGUUAUGGUUCUCAAAACACGCGAUGAUGCAAAUGAGACAUUCACGUUGAUCACGGCCUGAUUGUUUAAAUUCAUUCACUUAACAUGGGAAUUUGUUACAAUAUAUGUUCAAGUUGCGCUGGUGACUUUUUUGAAUGGCUCUGUCGAAUUUGGGGUUUAGCAACUGCAGUGGGUCUAUGGGGAGUUGGUGUGGAAACGUCAUAUUAUGGGCAUUACCUAGGCUUCUAUAUUUUAACAUUAGCAGUUCUUAUCACCUUGUUAGAGUCUGUGUUUGCUAUAACAUACUGUGUUGAUUUAUGUGUUAGUGUUGAUUCUCGAUGGAAAGGUUGUUGGGAUGUUGUUUUAUUGUUAGAUGAUUGGAAGAAGGGUGUAUUUUAUUUUGCUUUGUCUAUACCAUGUUUUAUACAACCUAUGGCUGUAUGGCUAGCGGUUAUAGGAGGUAUGAUGAUGAUUUUAAGCGGACUAUUUUAUGUGCUGAAAACUUUUAAAACUAUAGUAGAUAAAAAGAGAAAAACAUUAGCUCAAACACCUUCAUAUGAUAAAUUUGAUGAAAUACAGGAAGAAAUUGAUGACGACGACGAAGAUGAUCAUGUGAUCACACAGCCAGGGACCAUGACAAUCAUGGAUGACGAUAUUGGUGACCAGCAAGAAAUUCUCGAAGUCUGAAUCUACAUGAAAAUGUGUUCACCAACAUUAAUGUGAUAAUCUCAGUAGACUAGAUCUAUGUUUCAUUUACCUGUGUAGGAUCAUUUGCAUAUCUUUGCCCAGCCAUGUGUGAUAAUACCUUCCAUAGAUUUAUUAAGUGGUGUAACCACUGUUGUGCUAACCAAACCUCAUUAUUAUUCCAUCCAAAUUUUUACAGCUCCAGUCACAGACAAGUCUGCAAGUGAAAGUGACUGUAGUAUGUGCGUGAUAUGUCGUAAUUGUAUCAUAUUGAUCUGUUUAUACAAGUUGUCUUUUGCUGCAGUUGCUUGUGUGAAAUACAUAUAACAGGUUGGCCAACCCGUGUGACUGUAGGGUACUGUACACAUGGAGAAACUAUUCUAGAAAAAAUUCUAGUAACAUUUUGCCUAUAAUUUGUUAUUAGUCCCCUACUGGUGAAACUAUAUAGUCUGUCCGUCCGCAAAUCUGGAUCUUGCGAUAACUCAAGAAGUAUUCAAGCUAAGUUCAUAAAUCUUGGUAUGUGAAUAGAGCGCAUUAUGUAGAUCAUGCAGGUACAUGACCUAUGCUUCAAACACUUAGUACAUUAUCUAAACAGUGUUUACAUGAAAUGCAGUUGGGCAAAGUGUUUGAGAAAGUACAGGGAACUGAUGGCAGAAGCUUUGUUUGGAGGAAAGCACUGGUUUUGCUGUCUUCGACACCCUUUAUCUUAUGAAAAUC
This is a messenger RNA of Mercenaria mercenaria, 1425 nucleotides long. Its product is annotated as transmembrane protein 72-like. NCBI's taxonomy places the organism in Eukaryota, Metazoa, Mollusca, Bivalvia, Venerida, Veneridae. Bases 130 to 711 code for a protein of 193 amino acids. The record is from RefSeq and is a predicted model, not a curated record. The transcript is spliced from 6 exons.